UUUUCUUUCUUUUCUUUUGGGGCGGAAUACACAAAACUACGAAAAAAGCGCGCUAUGGUUUAUUCACUUACCGAGAACGGAACUCUAACUCUACGAAAUACACAAAGCGAUGGUUUAGAACACUCCAUUUCACCACGUGAAGCAACUAGAUUGGUAGUGGUUGGAAUCCAAAGAUAUUUACAAGACUCUUCCUUCUUUGAGAACAUUGGGUUAUUAGAACAGUUCCCAAUUGAAGAAAGCACAACUGAAAGGUCUUCACCUACUAAAAAGUCAAGUCCUAGUAGGUCAUCGAGUCAAUAUGAGAGUCUCAAUAAUAGCAUUAGUAACAUUGUACAACAACAACAACAACAACAACAGAUAGCUGACUGGAAGACCCCAGCAUAUGACUUGUUACUCAGUGAUGGCAACUAUCUUUUGAAGUGUCUCUUUUCACCAUUAUUGAAUGGUUUGGUGCAAUACGGUUGGCUUACUAUUUCUACUUGCAUAAAGUUAGAAAAAUAUGAAUGGAGAAGAAACGAAGGGAGAAUUCCCAUAGCUACUUUUUUAGUCGUUCAUCAACUUUCGGUGUUACAAAUGGGACCAGUAUUAGAGAGAAAUAGAUUGAUAUUCCCUGAUAAUGCGGACCCUUGCGAGACACGACCGCAACCGUUGGCAGGUAGAAGACUUCAUUAUCUAUCCUUGAAUACGGAAGACUGCGUACCCGUCGAUCCCCAUAUUCAUCGUGAAGAUAUCAUCAUCGACUCUUUUCAACUUUUUGGUGAUUCUCAACCUCAACUGCUAUCCAAAGUGGUAUCUUUCCAUGAGAAUAGAAAAAUCACCACAGCUCUUCCUUUGAUAGGACGUGUGGUGAAAAAGUUUAGUUGUUCACAUUUUGGUAGAAGAGAGUCGGAACAAAAAUUUCCCAUCAAGUUCGAGUUGCAGAUAGCUGACCAUCACAUGGUUGCUCAAGUUAUUUGUUGGUAUACGUUGUAUUUUCGAUAUUUUGAGUCUAUUCAGUUGGAUGAUAUUAUCAUACUGGAAGGAUAUCGUAUACGCCAAAAAGAUAAUAAUACUGAAAUAUUAUUGAAUCCUAGCAAUCCUCAAGGCAAGAUGUUCAUUCUAGAUUAUAGGCAAGCUAUGAGUCGCAACCUGAGACAAAGUUGCCCACCCAUUCGUUUGAACUUGAUGAAAUGGUCGACGUUGAGAAAUCAAGCAGCAAGAGAAUCCUUUUGUGACUUUGUAGGUAGAAUACAUAGAUUGUUUCCCAUUCAACGUUAUCGUCCUACGCAUGAAUAUCGCUUUUAUGAACGUCGAUGGGUAUUGAUAAGGGACUCUUCUUCACCCUUUGACAUUCCUAUAUUGAUGUAUUCUUGUUCCCAACCCAAAUGUUUCUAUUCUUUGCAAGUGGGGCGUCCUUUGUUGGUUACCGAUUGUCGGUUGUGUAGAGUGGAUGAGAACAUGGAACAAAACUCAUUUUAUUUAAAGACUACCUUUUCGAGUCAGUUUAUUUACUUGGAUGAGCAAUGGCAGAUAAUGCGUUGGAAUCAUCCAGAAAUAUCAUUUGAAGAACUUUUUGGAGAAGAUUCAGAUGACUUGGAACAAAAAGAUUGCCUAUCCACCUAUACUAGGAUUCGUAACCAUCCUGAUUGGUUGGAGUCUUUACCUUCCCGGUUGAACGACUCCCUAAUGGAAUAUCUGAUUACUUUUGGGGAACUGGAAAAUCGUGCAAAACUUUUACAUCUUGGAGAAAGCAGGACUUUUUUGUGUCAAGGAAGGGUGAAGAAAGUAAAGUGGAGAUAUAAAAAGGGAUAUGAACUCUUACAAGUUUGGGAAUGUCCUUCCUAUUUACCCAAAUUUCCACAAGUGGAGCAAUAUCUUAUCAGCUCAAGGCAAGAUGGGAGUGAAAAAGAGCAAAAACAAGCUUCAACACGUUGUUGUACACAACAACACUUGGAAUACCUGUUGGAUUUGUCAAGCUGUGAUGAGCAACAGACAAUCACCGUUUUAUGUACCAAAAGAGAAGUUUGUCGUCCUUAUCGUGAUAAAAAGACGGUUCUUAGAAAAGCGUCAUCUUGUAGUCGAAUACUUUUAGAAGCUUUUGAUGAUACUUUUCUAUCUCGCAUCUCAUCGUUAUUAUCGCCUUUAGAAAGCUGGGAUACUCCAGCCCAAGUAGCUGAGCAGAUGAGUAAAUAUUUGACUAGUGAAACAAUGAGAUUCAUGUUAUCAGCCCCUUUCUUUGGCCAGGAGACGAUACAAGUAGCCAAACAAUUGCUUGGAAAACGGCUUGUUCGACGCUAUGAAGAUGAAGAAGAAAAGACAAAAGUUGUCUUGGUGGGUCGUAUUAUUGAAGUAGAAGCCUAUUUAGGGACUUUGGACCGAGCUUGUCAUUCUUACGGUGGGAAAAGAACUGCACGCACGGAACCCAUGUUCCAAGCUCCUGGGACUAGCUAUAUUUAUUUUAUUUAUGGGAUGCACUACUGUUUCAAUAUAUCCACGGGUCAACCGGGUGAAGCGGUAUUGAUUCGUGCGUUGUUUCCACUACAAGGAAUUACCACUAUGUGCAAGUUGAGAAAACAGAACAACUUUAAAAAUCUUUGUAACGGUCCUGCGAAGUUGUGUCAAGCGAUGGCGUUGGAUAAGCGACUCAACCAAACAAGUGUUGUUUGUAACGAGAGUAUGCUAUAUGUUGACGAUGAUAACUGGAACUGUGUUCAAGAUAUCGUUGCAACACCUCGGAUUGGUGUAGGCUAUGCACGACCACCUUGGUCGGAUGCCAAUCUUCGAUUUUAUUUGGAUUGCAUGAAAGAAUAUGUUAGUGUUCAAGUCGAUGGGAAGAAACGACGAUCACGAGAUUGACGCUUCAUGUUGUUUGUCUUCUCACGCGGAGAUGAUAUACAUACCU
Galdieria sulphuraria is the source of this 2881-nucleotide messenger RNA. Its product is annotated as DNA-3-methyladenine glycosylase. Lineage: Eukaryota; Rhodophyta; Bangiophyceae; Galdieriales; Galdieriaceae. The coding region runs from base 55 to 2835 and encodes 926 amino acids. The transcript is spliced from 6 exons. Gene Ontology annotation, molecular function: alkylbase DNA N-glycosylase activity; single-stranded DNA binding. Gene Ontology annotation, biological process: base-excision repair. The record is from RefSeq and is a predicted model, not a curated record.